AUGUUUUUCAUUAUGUUAAAUAGCUAUUUGAUAUUCAAUGGCGAUCCUUUGCCAAGUGAAGAUGAAUUUCGGAUGCAAGAGUUGCGUAAUCAUUGGAGAUCAUAUAACGAGAUAAUAUUACAAUCGAUCAGGUUAGCACCGAUUCACUUGUUGAUAAUCAAUCAGAACGGUGAGAGCUCUCGUCAUUACAGCUAUCAAUAUAAGUAUAUUGUGAAAUGUGACCAACUACCACAGUUAAACAGUCCGCAACAGACUGCUACUAGUGCUCGGGUUAUUCCUGAUAAUUGUAUACAUCUAUCGUUUGGAAAGAUCUCCAAUAUUCCUUUGCAACCUAAUACCAUACCUCCUCAGAUUCGCAAGCUUUCACUUGGUCAUUGCUACAAUUACCCGAUGUUUCCUGGUGUCAUUCCCGAGGGUAUAGAAGAGCUGCAUCUCGGGCAGAACUUUAACCAGAUAAUCCCAGCGAAAUGGCUACCUAGCACUCUGAGAAAGAUUGAAUUCUCAUUGCUCUUCGAUCAAGAGCUGCUGCCUGGAUCGAUACCGGCGAGUGUUGAGCAUCUUAUAUUCUACCGGUACAACCAAGAGCUGAAACAUGGAGUUCUACCGGCGGGAUUGAAAAAGUUAGAGUUUAUUCAUAAUUUCAAUCAUCGUAUUGUGGAGGGUGAUCUUCCCGAUGGUUUGGAAUCACUCACUCUCAGCACCAAUUUCAAGUCAAUCAUUGCUCCCGGUGCACUUCCACCGACUCUAACCUAUUUGGACAUGACAUGCGCAACUGUACAACCGGAUAUAAAUUGUUUUCCAGCUUCUCUCAAAACGAUUGCCCUGCGAUAUGAACCAAAGCUGCCAGAUGGCUUACCUCACUCCAUUACCAACGUUACUCUCGGUGACUAUUGUCGUGUGCCUAGCAUACUGGAGCGUUUGCCAACCGACACCAUCCGAGUGUUGACUCUUGGUCAGAAAUUCAAUGCACCUGUGUAUCGUGGUGGACUCACCGCUAAAUCAAUUCAAUCGAUAUUGCCCCGGCAGCUUGAGGGGUUGACAUUUGGACGUCUCUAUAAAAUCAAAAGAAUAUCGAAUGACAGCUAUCUUGCAAUCAAUGAAUCACUUUAUGCUGGUGGAUUUAUGAGAUAUAAAGAGACUCUGGAGAGAAGAAGUGGUGCUGCGGAGCAUGUUUACGAUGAACUAGAUCAUUCUGAUGAGAUUGAAAAGUGGGGAGUCUACAAGUGUUUCAAUGAGUUACUCUCAACUCCAGAAAUAAAUAACUCGAUUCCCUAUAUCAAUACACUGUUGGAUUCUGAUUUACAUCUUGGUAAGCUUGUUAGAAUCAGAUGUAUGAUACAAGAUGUUUUCGAUCCUCAAUUCUACCAAGGUGUCUUUAGAGUUAGAAAUAUCAAAACAGAUCAAUAUAGAUAUGAUACUGUAGCAUUCAAGAGUCAUGGUCAUAUUGCUGAAGAUGAAGAGUUUGACGAUACCUACGAUGGUCUAACAUUUGAAAGAAAUCAAUUCUAUUGUAUACCUGUGCCAUGCGAGAAUCAAUGGUCAUUAAACAAUAGACUAUCAUCCAAUAAUCGAAAGAAUGAAUCUAACAACAACAAGAGAUCAAACAACAAAAGAUCAAAUGAGAAUGAUAAUAAUGACAAUGAUAAUGAUAUAAAUAUGACUGAUAGUGGUAACAACAAUAACAAUAACAAUAAUAGUAAUAAUAAUAAUAAUAGUAAUAAGAAAUUAAAUAGUAGUAGCACUGGUAAUAAUAGUAGUAAAGUAAAUAAUGAUAAUAGUGAAAGUUUUGAUAAUUAUGAAAAAGAUACGGAUUUAAAGAAGGUUUACAACUACCCAAUACCAAGUUCAACUAAUAUGUGUCCGUUUGUUGUUAGUGUCUAUGAUCAUAGCGAUCUAGAUGCUCUUAGAGUGAAUGAAAUCGUAGAGUUUGUAGGUAUAGUGUCUAGAUUCACUGCUCAGUCUAUACCGGAUAACACCAACAAGGGUUACAACAUGGACGACGACAUGGCUUACUAUUCAUCGAUGAUGGAGAUCGACGACAACGAACAAACUAGAUCAACUCCAGAGUCAAUGGUACCAAGAUUUCAUGCAAUUUCACAUCGUAUCUUGGAUCCAUACAAAUUCGAACAACAACAAAAAUCAUCAACAACAACUACUACACCUAACCAACAAAACAUAGUUGAAAUUAGAACAAAGUUAAUCAGUUACUUACUACGAUAUUGUUUACUUGGUGAUUCGAUUGCUGCCGAGUAUCUGUUGUGUCAUUUGCUUUCCAAGGUCUAUACAAGAGUGGCCGGUCUGUGCUUGGGUAACUUCCCUUUGAAUUUCGUGUUGCCAGAGACACAGAGUGCCAAGUCCGUCUCGCUGCAGCUGGAGAGAUUCAUGUCGAGUGUGGUGUGUCGUUCGCAUCUCUUGAGAGUCACAGUUGAAAACUUGAACGACGGUGACUUUAUUCCAUACAAAGACUAUGAGAACAAUAGAAUCAUAUCGGGUCUACUCCAACUUCCGAAAAACACCAGUGUCAUCGUUGAUGAAACCUGUCUCAACGAAGAACAACAACUACAACAACAACAAGAUAUACAAUUAGAUGAUAGUUCCUUGAUAAAUCAGUUUAGAGAGUAUGUUGGUUGUUUAAAGAGUGCAACUAUGUCAUCGUCGAAUGAGAUGGUUACCAAACACAUUGAAGAUGAUUUUGUAAGCACCAGACAAAGAGAUCCAGAGACAUCACAAGAGAUAUUCCACUAUUGGUUGACAUUGGCACGUCUUCUAACCAUCUCCUACGGUGAACAAGAGAUCUCUAUUGAGCGUUGGAACUACAUGAAGAAUCUAGAGUCAACAAGAGAACAACAAACAACACUUAAAACAACACAAAACAAAUAA
Heterostelium album PN500 is the source of this 2880-nucleotide messenger RNA. Its product is annotated as UPF0557 family protein. Lineage: Eukaryota; Evosea; Eumycetozoa; Acytosteliales; Acytosteliaceae. Gene Ontology annotation, biological process: DNA-templated DNA replication. Gene Ontology annotation, molecular function: chromatin binding. The record is from RefSeq and is a predicted model, not a curated record. The transcript has 6 exons. The coding region runs from base 1 to 2880 and encodes 959 amino acids.